Messenger RNA from Bursaphelenchus okinawaensis, 2042 nucleotides. NCBI's taxonomy places the organism in Eukaryota, Metazoa, Nematoda, Chromadorea, Rhabditida, Aphelenchoididae. The record is from the annotation of a GenBank genome assembly.
AUGUUAUUUUUCAACGGAAUUCCAGUAGCUGAGCCAAUUGAGGUGUUCCACAAGAACAAGCUCUACCUUCAAGAGCAAGAUCCAUUGAAGGUCAAUUUAACUAUUGGAGGUAACUUACUUUUUUAAUUUUUUUUUGUUUUAGCGUUUAAUUUCAAUCUAUGUUAACAAAAUGUGGUGAACAUGACUUACUUCUGUAAUUUAGCCUACCGUACCGAGGAAAACAAGCCAUGGGUUUUGCCAGUAGUCCAACAAGCUGAACGAGAUCUUGCUUUGGACGAAAAACUCAACCAUGAGUACCUCCCAGUUCUUGGUCUUCCAGAAUUCACCGACGCUGCUGUAAAGCUUGUUUUAGGCGAUGACAGUCCAGCUGUAAAGGAUGGCAGAGCUUUUGGAGUUCAAUGUUUGUCUGGUACUGGAUCGUUGAGAGCUGGAGCUGAGUUUUUGAAGAGAUUGUUAAACCUGGAUGCCGUUUUGGUCUCUCAACCAACUUGGGGUAACCACAAGUUGAUCUUCCACAACGCUGGAUUCACAUCUGUCAAGGCCUAUAGAUAUUGGGAUGCGGGCAACAAGAAGAUCGACAUUGAUGGAUUCUUGGCUGAUUUGCAAGCUGCUCCAGAAAAGUGAGUUCAAUAGUAGUUAAAAGGUCAAAAACGUGUUUGAACUUUGCCUACUUUUAUUUGUAUGCAGUUAAUUAGCUUGUUAGAACGUUUUACUAUGUUAUUUUAAGCGUUUCAAAAAAAAGAUAACUUGUUUUUUUUAAUUAUAAAUAUAAAAAGAAGUUUUUUUGUAACAUGUAAUUCUUAAAAUUCACUGUAAAUGCAAUGUUUCAGAGCAGUAGUCGUACUUCAUGGCUGCGCCCACAACCCAACUGGUAUGGACCCAAGCCAAGACGAGUGGAAGAAGAUCUGCGAAGUUGUGAAGCAAAAGAACCUGUUUACCUUUUUUGACAUUGCCUACCAAGGAUUUGCGUCUGGAGACCCCGACAAAGACGCAUGGGCCAUCCGCUACUUUGUUGAACAAGGUUUGGAGAUGGUUGUUGCUCAAUCUUUUGCCAAGAACUUUGGUUUAUACAACGAAAGAGUUGGCAAUUUGGCUAUCGUCGUCAACGACAAGAGUACCAUUGAAGGCAUCAAGAGUCAGAUUCAACUAGUCAUCAGAGCCAACUGGUCCAACCCACCAGCUCAUGGCGCUCGAAUUGUAGCCAUGGUGCUGAAUGACCCCACUAGAAGACAACAGUGGUACGAUGCUAUCAAGACGAUGAGCUCAAGAAUCCAACAAAUGAGAGAAGCCUUGUUGAAGCUGUUGACUGAGCAAGGAACUCCAGGCAAAUGGGAUCACAUUGUAAAACAAAUUGGAAUGUUCAGUUACACUGGAUUGACAAGUAAGUUCUUGUUCAUAUUGUCGUAGAUAAUGUUUUGCCGUUGCUUUUCUUUUUUUUUGUUAGCUUGAUCUUUCUACGGAAUUUUGGUUAACGUUUUGAUCUUAAUAGUCCCGUAUAUAUGUUGUAGUAUAUUAACUUAUGGGAACGUUAGGUAUCAUUUAAGAUUAAGAAAUAGGAAGUUAUUUUAAAUGCAAAAGUACGUCAGUUAAUCUUCUGAAUCAUCAAUGAAUAGCGACCGUAUGCCAAUGUUGAAGGAAAUGAAACGUGCUUCUUAACACGCGACGUUGUCAUUUACGUACCAAAAAAAAGUUUAAGAAGUCGGAUUAUCAUUACCUACUGAUCUCUGACUACGAAACUAAUAAAAGUGCAACCGUACAAAGAAAUGAGCAUUUCUAAAGAUUUUAAAAUAUAUUCUCAUCUGAUAUUCCAAGAUGGGUUGCAAGAUAGGGUUUAUUAGAAGUUCAAGACUUUUAUGAUAGUUUUAAUUAUUUUUCAACAUAUUUUUUUUUCAGAAGAACAAGUGGAUCGCCUCAUCAAUGUCCACAAAGUCUUCCUUCUCAACGAUGGCAGAAUCAACAUUUGUGGAUUGAACACCAAGAACGUGGAGAAGGUCGCCAAGGCCAUCGAUGAGACCGUCCGCAACAUCCCCAGCCGCCUUUAA